UCCAGUGUAAAAGAAAAAAACAACAACCAACAAUACAGGGCAGAAAUUAUGGAUCGUCUGUUGAAGAGAUGCCGAAUCAAGAGUAGAUUGUUCAGAGAAUGCCUUGCGGAAUUUUUCGGAGUCUAUAUUUUGAUACUUUUUGGGUGUGGAUCAGUUGCCCAGGUGACGACCUCUCAAAACACUAAGGGUGAAUACCCGUCAAUCAACCUCGGAUUUGCAUUGGGCACCACAUUUGGGGUUUAUGUGCCAAAAGGCGUAUCAGGAGCUCACCUGAAUCCAGCUGUUUCCCUCACCCUGUGUGUCCUGGGCCGGUUUUCCUGGACUCGUCUUCCUUUCUAUGUGUGGUCGCAGCUCUUUGGUGCAUUUCUGGCUGCAGCAACUGUUGCUCUUCAGUACUAUGAUGCCAUAAUGGAUUUCACUGGAGGGCAUCUGACAGUUAGUGGUGCCACUGCCACAGCUGGUAUCUUCUCAACAUAUCCAGCAGACUACCUGAGUCUAUGGGGAGGAGUGGUAGACCAGAUAAUUGGCACAGCUGCUCUGCUAGUGUGUGUUCUUGCAUUGGGAGACCCUCAUAACACACCAGCUCCUCCUGGUCUGGAACCUGUCCUGGUAGGAGCAGCUGUCCUGGUGAUCGGCAUCUCCAUGGGAUCUAACAGCGGAUAUGCAAUCAACCCAGCUCGAGACUUCGGCCCGAGACUCUUCUCUUACAUUGCAGGCUGGGGAGAUGAAGUGUUCAGGUCAGUCUAA
Messenger RNA from Sinocyclocheilus grahami, 747 nucleotides. It is a transcript of the gene aqp10b, whose product is annotated as aquaporin 10b. Gene Ontology annotation, cellular component: plasma membrane; basolateral plasma membrane. Gene Ontology annotation, molecular function: glycerol channel activity; water channel activity; urea transmembrane transporter activity. The record is from RefSeq and is a predicted model, not a curated record. The coding region runs from base 49 to 747 and encodes 232 amino acids. Lineage: Eukaryota; Metazoa; Chordata; Actinopteri; Cypriniformes; Cyprinidae. Gene Ontology annotation, biological process: water transport; glycerol transmembrane transport. The transcript has 5 exons.